UCUGGCAAUAGUAGCGGCAACUCUAUGUCUUAUGAAAAAAGGCUCACUGCCGUCAAAAAAGCUGCCUCUCUCACUGCUCGCCUCUGUGAGAAGGUACAAAAGACACUGCUGAAGCCGAACACUUCUUCAAAAUCAGAUAAAAGUACGGCCUUGGUGGCCCAUUAUGAUAGAGCUUCGGACAGAAUACAAGAACUUGCAGAUCAUUCUACUGUCACUACUGCUGGACAUGAUAUUAAUAAUGGCGUUCAUGAAACGAAAUUGGCAAAGAACUUGGCAUGUCUUGUGGAUGAAUCUUCUCAUAUAAAUGAGAGAAGACCCAGGAGCAGAAUGGAACUCAAGAGGUCUAUUGAACUGCGCAUUAAGAAGAGGGUGAAGGAACAAUACCUCAACGGGAAGUUUCAGCACCUAAUGGCUAAAGUAAUUGCCACUCCAGAAACUCUUCAAGAUGCUUAUGAUUGUAUCAGACUCAACUCCAAUAUUGACAUAGUGUUAACUGAUGGGAAAACUACUUUUGGUUCUAUGGCUGAAGAGCUGUAUCUUGGGAGCUUUGAUGUUAAUGCUAAUACCUUCUCUAUCUCAACAAAGGGUGCAAGGAAAGAUGUUUUAGUGCUUCCCAAUGUGAAUCUGAAGAUCAUCCAGGAAGCCAUCAGAAUUGUUUUGGAAGUUGUCUACAAGCCCCACUUCUCUAAGAUUUCACAUGGGUACCGAAGUGGGCGGGGGCAUUCCACAGCUUUGAAGUACAUAAGCAAGGAAACUGCUGGUUCUGAUUGGUGGUUUACAUUGCUCGUUAACAAAAAGCUAGAUGCUUGUAUUCUUGCUAAACUAAUAUCAGUAAUGGAGGAGAAGAUAGAAGACCCUAGCCUCUAUGUUAUGAUCCAAAGCAUGUUUCAUGCAAAUGUACUCAACUUUGAGUUUGGUGGUUUCCCCAAAGGUCAUGGUCUUCCACAGGAGGGAGUAUUGUCCCCUAUAUUAAUGAAUAUUUAUCUUGACCUUUUUGACCGCGAAUUUUACAGAUUAUCAAUGAAGUAUGAAGCUCUCGUUCCAGGUUUUCAUACUGAUCAAAAAUCCAAGUCUAAACUGCGCAGCUGGUUUAGGAGGAACCUUAAAGGUAAUGAUCUUGGCUGUGCAGGUGAAGAGAGUUUUAGAGUCCAUUCUUGUCGUUUCAUGGAUGAGAUAUUCUUUUCGUUUGCGGGUUCUAAGGAUGCAGCUCUUAAUUUCAAAUCUGAGGUUCUAAAUUAUGUGCAAAAGUCUUUGCACUUGGAAGUUGAUGAUCAAACAGAAUUAUUGCCAUGUCAAAUGUCGCAGGGAAUCCGCUUUUUAGGCACUUUGAUUAAAAGAAAUGUGAAAGAAAGUCCUGCUACAAAAGCGGUUCACAAGUUAAAGGAAAAAGUUGUUCUAUUUGGGUUACAGAAGCAAGAGGCAUGGGAUUCUGGUACAGUUAGUAUAGGCAAGAAAUGGUUGGGUCAUGGUUUGAAGAAGGUCAAGGAAUCAGAGAUUAAGCAUUUAGCCAACAGCAGGUCUGUUCUGAGUCAAAUUUCCCAUUUGCGUAAAUCUGGUAUGGAAACUGAUCAUUGGUACAAGUACUUGCUGAAGAUUUGGAUGCAAGAUGUGAAUGCCAAAGCAGCAGAGAGUGAGGAAGCUAUCCUGUCUAAGUAUGUCUCAGAACCAGCUUUACCUGAAGAACUAAGAAACUCCUUUUAUGAGUUUCAGAGGCAAGUGGAAAAAUAUGUUUCUUCAGAGACCGCUGCUACUCUUGCCCUUUUGCCAAAUGCUGGUUCUUCUACCGACUCUGUCAUUGUCACUGAGAUAAUUGCUCCUGUUAUUGCAAUAAAAAAGCGUCUCCAACGAUAUGGAUUGAUCACACGUGAUGGUUAUCCCCGUGCAACGUCUUUGCUUGUUUUACAAGAUAAUCUUCAAAUUAUCGACUGGUUUGCAGGUAUUGUUCGCCGUUGGCUUAGAUGGUAUGCCAAGUGUGAUAACUUCAAUGAGGUAAAGCUCUUGAUCUGUGAUCUGGUAAGAAAAUCAUGCAUCCGAACACUAGCAUCAAAGUAUCGUGUGCAUGAAGCUGAUAUAGAAAAUCGAUUUGACACUGAACUAAGCAGUAUUCCAUCUACCCUAGAAGUUGAGCAAGAGAUGGUAGAUGAAACAUCGGACCCUCAGGCUUUCGAGAACGAUGAGGCUUUAAUGUAUGGAAUUUCUUACAGUGGCUUGUGUUUGCUCUCUUUAGCAAGAAUGGUGAGCCAGUCACGACCUUGCAAUUGUUUUGUCAUUGGGUGUACAGCUCCGGCACCAUGUGUCUAUACUCUUCAUGUAAUGGAAAGGCAAAAGUUUCCUGGCUGGAAGACUGGGUUCUCAAGUUGCAUUCAUCCCAGCUUGAAUAGACGGCGAGUUGCGUUGUGCAAGCAACAUCUCAAGAAUUUGUAUCUUGGUGAUAUAUCACUUCAAUCCAUUGAUUUUGGGGCAUGGAAAUGAAUGCAUUCAAUAAUUAAUAUUGUU
This is a messenger RNA of Fragaria vesca subsp. vesca, 2496 nucleotides long. RefSeq lists its product as uncharacterized. Gene Ontology annotation, biological process: mRNA processing. The transcript has a single exon. NCBI's taxonomy places the organism in Eukaryota, Viridiplantae, Streptophyta, Magnoliopsida, Rosales, Rosaceae. The coding region runs from base 25 to 2472 and encodes 815 amino acids. The record is from RefSeq and is a predicted model, not a curated record.